GAAGUACGUCACAGCGCGCGGCUUUUUGGAAAUGGGAGCCGAGACCUAGAACUUGGGGUGACUCUGGACGAGAUGGAUCGGUACCUGCUGCUGGUGGUCUGGGGGGACGGAAAGGCUUCCGCGACCACCAGUGGGGACGCCGAGCCCGCGGUGGCGGCUGGGGAGACGGAGAAGCCGCCCGACUUCACAGCAACAGGUGUUUAUCAGCUCCUGAAAAGAAGCAUUGGUGCGUCAAUUCACCCACAAGACAGCGCUUUCCCUGCCUGUUCCAUUGGCGGUGGACCCGGAUCCAGGAAGUGGUUCUUUGCAGUGCAGGCAAUAUGUGGAUUUGAGCAGUUUUGCAGUUCUGAUUGGCAAGAGGUACAUUUUGAUGCAGAGAAAGAUGAAAUUGAGGACGCCCUCCAAGCAAGCCUGGGAGAAUGUCUGAGCACUGCUGAGUUUGCGGAGGAGGAAGACAGUAACAGCAGGGAGUCCCUGUCCUUGGCUGAUCUCUAUGAAGAAUCUGCAGAAAAUUUGCAUCAGUUAUCGGACAAGCUUCCUGCUCCUGGUAGAGCAAUGAUAGAUGUAAUACUGUUGCCUUCUGACAAAGAUCCUCCAAAAGUGAAAGACUGCUUACCCGCCGUAGGAGCUUUGAAACAUUUCAGAGAAUGGCAUUCUGCAAAAAUUACUGUAGCCGGAAAUCACUGUGAAGUAAACUGUCAGAAAAUUGCAGAAUACCUUUCCGCUAAUAUUGUACCUUUAGAAGAUCUCAGAAAUGCUAUUGACUCAAAGGAAUUGUGGAGGGGAAGGAUUCAGAUAUGGGAAAGAAAGUUUGGAUGUGCAGUUAGUUUUCCUGAAUUUUGUUUAACUGGAGUCACACCUAAGAACUUUAGUAUACAUAAUUUAGAUACUUGCUUAUUUGCCCCAAAAAGAGUGACAUCAAAGGAUAAGGAUCUUUUGCCAAAGGUUUUUCAUUAUUAUGGCCCUGCUUUAGAAUUUGUGCAGAUGAUAAAAUUAUCAGAUCUACCUUCCUGCUACUUAUCGGACAUUGAAUUUGAGCUAGGGUUGACAAAGAAUAGUACCAGGCAGAAUUCCAUGUUGCUGUUGCAGCAGCUCUCCUCCCUGCGUGGCAAGGUGGGUGCUCUGUUUGUGUUGCCAUGUACUGUGAGUAACGUAUUUAUCCCACCUCCCAACCAACUCAGUUCAAGAAAAUGGAAAGAAUACAUAGCUAAAAAACCUAAGACCAUCAGUGUUCCAGAUGUUGAAGUGAAAGGGGAAUUUUCGAGCUAUUAUCUCUUGAUACAGGGUGAUGGCAAUACAAGAUGUAAAGCCACACUGAUACACUCAGCCAGUCAGAUCAGUGGCUCAUUUGCGCUCAGCUUAAUUCAUGGGAAGAUGCAGAGCAAGAGAGAAGAAGCCAAACCGAAUUUUCCUUUUGAUUUAUUACCACUUCCACAUUUUUCUGGGGACCAGAUCAUACAAAGAGAAAAACAGUUAGCUAGUGUUCAAGCUUUGGUCUUUAAAGAAUACCUGAAAAGAAGAAAGUUGGCAAAUCUGCCUGAAGCGGUUUCUGCUGAUGAACUCAGAAGUCUGUUAAUACUGACAAGAGAACGCUUUUUAGCUCGUUUUGAUGCUGUUAUCCCUAAAACAGUUUUAGGACAGAUUGACAAAAUUAAAACCUCCAAUAUGUUGAAUGAAGCUGGUCUAGAGGAAGCCGACUCCUCGAAUCUGACUGAAGCCAAUCCUCUGGAAUGGCCAGAGAGACAGGUUCUGCAGAACCUGGAAACCUUAGAAAAAGCUAAACAAAAAAUGAGAACAAGCUCUUUGCCCUGUUCAUCUGAACAGUUGCUAGGCCACAAAGAGGUUCCACGGGAUUCGAUCACAUUGUUGGAUGCUAAAGAAUUGCUGAAGCAUUUUACUUCAGAUGGUUUGCCAGUGGGAGAACUUCAGCCUUUACAGACUCAGAAGGGGGAGAAGACUUUCAUCUUAACACCAGAACUUAGUCCUAGGAAACUGCAGGCCUUGCCAUUUGAAAAAGCCUCAGCAUGUCAUUAUCAUGGAAUUGAAUAUUGCUUGGAUGACCGAAAAGCUUUAGAGAGAGAUGGAGGAUUUUCGGAACUUCAGUCUCGUCUUAUUCGUUACGAGACUCAAACGACCUGCACCCGGGAAAGCUUGCCAGUGCCUGCUGUGCUGAGCCCCCUUCCGUCUCCUGCCGUGCUGUCGGAGUCUGGAAGUGUCCCUGAUGGAGAAGCCUUGCAAAGUGAGCUUCGAACUGAAGCCUCCCGACUGAAGCGGAGAUCUAAGGAUCUGAACUGCCUUCCCGCCCCCAAAAGACUCAUGAAAUGUGAGAGUUCAGAUCCCCUCCGCGCCCAGACAAGUGGCGGUAGCAAUCAUCAUCCCCACGUGCUCCCAUCUGGAAAGCCACGAGCUACGCGGGCCUUAACAGCGACUUAUCCGUUGGUUCCAGUUCCUGGCUGUGAAAUUCCAAAAGUCACUACAAAGGCCAGUUCUGAUCCAAAAAGUGUGCGUGAAUCCAAAUCAUCAAGACAAAAUAAGGAAUCAAGAUCACAGAAACACACAAGGAUACUGAAAGAAGUGGUUACUGAAACUUUGAAGAAGCACAGUAUCACCGAGGCUCAUGAAUGUUUCCCUGCGUGCAGCCAGCGCCUCUUUGAAAUCUCUAAAUUCUACCUAAAGGAUCUUAAAACCUCAAGGGGUUUACUUGAAGAAAUGAAGAAAACUGCAAACAACAAUGCUGUUCAGGUAAUUCAGUGGGUGUUGGAAAAGACAAGCAAGAAAUGAGACAGAAGCACUGUUUUUAGGAC
Molecule: messenger RNA, 2804 nt
Organism: Ochotona curzoniae (black-lipped pika)
Lineage: Eukaryota; Metazoa; Chordata; Mammalia; Lagomorpha; Ochotonidae
Gene: MTBP
Product: MDM2 binding protein
Exons: 22
Coding region: 73-2781 (902 amino acids)
Biological process (GO): protein localization to kinetochore; traversing start control point of mitotic cell cycle; regulation of protein ubiquitination
Cellular component (GO): kinetochore
Source: RefSeq, a predicted model, not a curated record